Messenger RNA from Thrips palmi, 1687 nucleotides. RefSeq names its product delta(24)-sterol reductase-like. Gene Ontology annotation, molecular function: Delta24(24-1) sterol reductase activity; FAD binding. Lineage: Eukaryota; Metazoa; Arthropoda; Insecta; Thysanoptera; Thripidae. Gene Ontology annotation, biological process: steroid metabolic process. Gene Ontology annotation, cellular component: membrane; cytoplasm. The transcript is spliced from 7 exons. The record is from RefSeq and is a predicted model, not a curated record. The coding region runs from base 37 to 1662 and encodes 541 amino acids.
UCGGCCACUCCACCGCUGCUGCUGGCCCCGGCGGACAUGGCUGACAAGCAGGCGGACAAGUCCCCCGACCUCCGGUCCAGGAUCGUGGCCUGGCUGGAGGAGAACCGCGAGCUGGUCGUGCUGCUGUUCUGCCUGCCGGCCAGCUUCGUCUUCUCGCUGCUGCUGAGCGCGCGCGCCUGGCUGCGCGCACGCAACUCGUCCCCGCAGCACCAUGACGCGAGGGUGCGCGACAUCCAGCGCGCAGUGCGCGUCUGGGGGAAUGACCCCGCCGCCAAGAAGAAACUGCUGUGCACGGCGCGGCCCAACUGGCUGAGCCUCUCCACCACCUUCUUCCGGAAGGACCAGUGCCACCGCAUCCCCGUGCCGCUGUACGACAUCCUCAGCCUGGACGAGGCCAACAUGACCGUGAGGGUGGAGCCGAUGGUGACGGUGGGCCAGAUCACCAGCUUCCUGGUGCCGCGCGGCUACACGCUGGCCGUGACGCUGGAGAUCGCCGACGCCACGCUGGGCGGGCUGGCCAUGGGCACGGGCAUGACGACGCACUCGCACAAGGUGGGCCUGUACCACGAGACCAUCGAGGCGUACGAGGUGGUGGUGGCGGACGGCAGCGUGGUGCGCGCCACCCGCGACAACCAGCACGCCGACCUGUUCAAGGCGCUGCCCUGGUCCCACGGCUCCCUCGCCUUCCUCACCGCCCUCGAGCUCAAGCUCGUCAAGGUCAAGCCCUACGUCAAGCUGAGGUACCUCCCCGUGCGCGGCCAGCGCGCGUACUGCGACGCCGUGCGCAAGUACUCCGGCGCGCUGGGCCCCAAGGAGGCCGUGGCCGUGCCCGACUUCGUGGAGGCCACCAUCUUCAGCAAGGACGAGGCCGUCGUCAUGCUGGGCGACUUCAGCGACGGCGAACCAGGGGUGCCGGUCAACCACAUCACCGCAUGGUACAAGCCCUGGUGGUACAAGUACGUGGAGAGCAUCAUGCGGUCGGGCCGGCCCCACGAGGAGCUGGUGCCCAUGCGCGAGUACCUGCUGCGCCACAACCGCGCCAUCUUCUGGGUCGUGGAGGACAUGCUGCCCAACGGCAACCACCCCCUGUUCCGCCUGCUGUUCGGCUGGCUGCUGCCGCCCAAGCCCGCCUUCCUCAAGUUCACCACCACGCCCGGCAUCCGCGCGCUCACCUUCGCCAAGCAGGUGUUCCAAGACAUCGUGCUGCCCAUCAACGACCUGGAGCGGCAGGUGGACACGAGCGAGGAGCUGUUCGACUCGUACCCGCUGCUCGUGUACCCGUGCCGCGUCUACGACCGCGGCCCCAAGUCCGGGCAGCUGCGCCGGCCGCCGGCGAAGCACCUCGUGCCCGGCACCGACUACGCCAUGUACAACGACCUGGGCAUCUACGGCGUCCCCGGCAAGGUGAAGCGGCGCGAGCCCUACGACCCGGUGGACGCCAUGCGCGCCAUGGAGAAGUUCACGCGCGGCGUGGGCGGCUUCGCCUUCCUGUACGCCGACAUCUUCAUGACGCGCGACGAGUUCGAGGCCAUGUUCGACCUGGCGCUGUACGAGGAGGUCCGCGCCAAGUACGGCGCCGAGGGCGCCUUCCCGCACCUCUUCGACAAGGUGCGCCCCGAGGUGGACGUGAUCGCCAUCGGCAAGGAGUACGCCACCAAGUAGCAAUAAAGACGCCCGCCUUCCUUAA